This is a messenger RNA of Folsomia candida, 943 nucleotides long. RefSeq lists its product as uncharacterized. Lineage: Eukaryota; Metazoa; Arthropoda; Collembola; Entomobryomorpha; Isotomidae. The transcript is spliced from 3 exons. The coding region runs from base 430 to 831 and encodes 133 amino acids. The record is from RefSeq and is a predicted model, not a curated record.
UAGGAAUUCGGAUGAAUUUCUUUGACUAUCCCGACGGAAUAAACAUUAUACUGUGCAAAUAUGAAGCAUGAAAAUAUAAUAGCAUGACAUUACCAUGUCUUCCUUGUAGUUGCAAGUUGCGUAUUCUUUCACAACUCGUAGAAUGUGUAAUCCAGAAAGGAUUAAGAGAUCAGCAUUGGAUUGGUGAAUACAUACAAUAAUAAUUUUCGGAGAUAACAUAUAAUUCACGAUUAACAUUGACAUUCAGAAUUGAAGGCUGCAUAUGUAUAAAGGCAUUUAUUGUUUAUUAGUGCUGUAUUUUAUUGGUUAAUAAAACCCUGACUGGGUUCUUCCAGUAACUAUAAUAUCAAAUUGGUUCAGUGCAAUUUUGGAGGAAAGGUAGAUGCGAAAAAGUGAUACACAAAUAUUUAAUCGUGAAUUGUAUCAAGUAUGGAAACAGAAGAAAAUUUAUUAGGAUUUAGUUCCGCAUCUUCAAGUACGAUCGCAACUACAACGACUAGUGAUGUCAUAGUUCACGAUAUGAACGUUGGACUCGGAACAUACUUAAUCGUCCUAUUUUCAGCUACGAUAAUUAUUUUGGUUUGGGCAUUUUUCAUAUUCUUCUUCUUUUCGCGAGGAGGUCGUAGCACAGAAUUUCGCAGUCACAGCACAAAUAAUGCAAGUUUUUGCAGCUCAUUGUCGAGUACAACUACCAGUUCAUUAAAGUCAGAUUGUCCACCGCAUUAUGACACUGUGAUAAAUUCCAAAAUAUUCCCAUCACCAAUAAUAAUGGACCCAAGAACGUUAGAAGAUUCUCCGCCCACAUAUCAAGAUAUUACAGUGUUAAAAUAAUUGAAGCUAAGUAAUAUAUUUAGAAUAUACGUACAAAAACAAAAACUAUAUUUACAGUUUUUUUAUCUUACCUUAUGUAUGUUAAUAAAUAGGAAUGUUUCUUAAAAUUAAA